Homo sapiens (human) is the source of this 3906-nucleotide messenger RNA. RefSeq names its product carbohydrate sulfotransferase 1 (gene CHST1). Gene Ontology annotation, biological process: glycoprotein biosynthetic process; carbohydrate metabolic process; sulfur compound metabolic process. Gene Ontology annotation, molecular function: sulfotransferase activity; keratan sulfotransferase activity. NCBI's taxonomy places the organism in Eukaryota, Metazoa, Chordata, Mammalia, Primates, Hominidae. The record is from RefSeq and is marked reviewed. Gene Ontology annotation, cellular component: Golgi membrane. Bases 672 to 1907 code for a protein of 411 amino acids. The transcript is spliced from 4 exons.
GCUCGGAGCUGUAGCCGCCGCUGCCGCCGCUGCUCUUGGCUCGGGGACGCGGGCGGGCGCUCCGAGAGGCUCUGGUGCCUGCGGCUGCUGCUCUCCUCCGGCGCCCGGGGCUGCGGCGCUCCGGGUCCCGGCCCCUGUCCCGGCAUCUCUCGGGUCCCUGAGCCCCGGCCCCGGGUCCCGCGUCCGGCCGGAGAGAACGCACUCAGCUGCUCGAGCCGCCCCGGGCUCGCGCCCCCGGGCCAUGAAGAGGGGCCCGUGAGGCGCGCGCGGAGUCGGAGGAAGAGGAGGGAGGAGGGAGGCCGAGGAGGAGGGCGCGGGAGGCGGAGGAUGCCGCCGCGGCUGCUGCCGCCGCCGCCACCCGCGGGUCCCCGGCGACCCUGACUCCAGACCCGAGGAUGGAGCCGGCGCUGGGCGCUGCAGCUGCUCCCGGCGCGUCCCCGACCAGGUAGCUGGUGUCACUUCGGUGUGGUUGGAAGAAGACUUUCUCCCCAGCUGCAUUCCCGGAGGCGCCCUUUCGACCUGGAGGCCGGGUCUGCUGGCCACAGGGCUGCCGCACUGGCUGGGACUGCCAGCUGGGCCUGGAGACGCUGGUGGCUGUGGACUCCCCAGCUUGGAGCAGUCCCUCUUUGACCUCACCCCUUGGAGAAGCAGCCCCAUGAAGGUGCCCAGCCAUGCAAUGUUCCUGGAAGGCCGUCCUCCUCCUUGCCCUGGCCUCCAUUGCCAUCCAGUACACGGCCAUCCGCACCUUCACCGCCAAGUCCUUUCACACCUGCCCCGGGCUGGCAGAGGCCGGGCUGGCCGAGCGACUGUGCGAGGAGAGCCCCACCUUCGCCUACAACCUCUCCCGCAAGACCCACAUCCUCAUCCUGGCCACCACGCGCAGUGGCUCCUCCUUCGUGGGCCAGCUCUUCAACCAGCACCUGGACGUCUUCUACCUGUUUGAGCCCCUCUACCACGUCCAGAACACGCUCAUCCCCCGCUUCACCCAGGGCAAGAGCCCGGCCGACCGGCGGGUCAUGCUAGGCGCCAGCCGCGACCUCCUGCGGAGCCUCUACGACUGCGACCUCUACUUCCUGGAGAACUACAUCAAGCCGCCGCCGGUCAACCACACCACCGACAGGAUCUUCCGCCGCGGGGCCAGCCGGGUCCUCUGCUCCCGGCCUGUGUGCGACCCUCCGGGGCCAGCCGACCUGGUCCUGGAGGAGGGGGACUGUGUGCGCAAGUGCGGGCUACUCAACCUGACCGUGGCGGCCGAGGCGUGCCGCGAGCGCAGCCACGUGGCCAUCAAGACGGUGCGCGUGCCCGAGGUGAACGACCUGCGCGCCCUGGUGGAAGACCCGCGAUUAAACCUCAAGGUCAUCCAGCUGGUCCGAGACCCCCGCGGCAUUCUGGCUUCGCGCAGCGAGACCUUCCGCGACACGUACCGGCUCUGGCGGCUCUGGUACGGCACCGGGAGGAAACCCUACAACCUGGACGUGACGCAGCUGACCACGGUGUGCGAGGACUUCUCCAACUCCGUGUCCACCGGCCUCAUGCGGCCCCCGUGGCUCAAGGGCAAGUACAUGUUGGUGCGCUACGAGGACCUGGCUCGGAACCCUAUGAAGAAGACCGAGGAGAUCUACGGGUUCCUGGGCAUCCCGCUGGACAGCCACGUGGCCCGCUGGAUCCAGAACAACACGCGGGGCGACCCCACCCUGGGCAAGCACAAAUACGGCACCGUGCGAAACUCGGCGGCCACGGCCGAGAAGUGGCGCUUCCGCCUCUCCUACGACAUCGUGGCCUUUGCCCAGAACGCCUGCCAGCAGGUGCUGGCCCAGCUGGGCUACAAGAUCGCCGCCUCGGAGGAGGAGCUGAAGAACCCCUCGGUCAGCCUGGUGGAGGAGCGGGACUUCCGCCCCUUCUCGUGACCCGGGCGGUGCGGGUGGGGGCGGGAGGCGCAAGGUGUCGGUUUUGAUAAAAUGGACCGUUUUUAACUGUUGCCUUAUUAACCCCUCCCUCUCCCACCUCAUCUUCGUGUCCUUCCUGCCCCCAGCUCACCCCACUCCCUUCUGCCCCUUUUUUGUCUCUGAAAUUUGCACUACGUCUUGGACGGGAAUCACUGGGGCAGAGGGCGCCUGAAGUAGGGUCCCGCCCCCCCCCCCCCCAUUCAGACACAUGGAUGUUGGGUCUCUGUGCGGACGGUGACAAUGUUUACAAGCACCACAUUUACACAUCCACACACGCACACGGGCACUCGCGAGGCGACUUCUCAAGCUUUUGAAUGGGUGAGUGGUCGGGUAUCUAGUUUUUGCACUGUCUUACUAUUCAAGGUAAGAGGAUACAAACAAGAGGACCACUUGUCUCUAAUUUAUGAAUGGUGUCCAUCCUUUCCCCAUCCCUGCCUCCUGCCCCUGACGCCCAUUUCCCCCCUUAGAGCAGCGAAACUGCCCCCUCCUGCCCGCCCUUGCCUGUCGGUGAGGCAGGUUUUUACUGUGAGGUGAACGUGGACCUGUUUCUGUUUCCAGUCUGUGGUGAUGCUGUCUGUCUGUCUGAGUCUCGUGGCCGCCCCUGGACCAGUGAUGACUGAUGAAUCUUAUGAGCUUCUGAUUGAUCUCGGGGUCCAUCUGUGAUAUUUCUUUGUGCCAAAAAGAAAAAAAAAGAGUGGAUCAGUUUGCUAAAUGAACAUUGAAAUUGAAAUGCUUUAUCUGUGUUUUCUGUAAAUAAAAGAGUGCAAUAAUCUCUGUGUGUGAUUGCAGGACAUUCUGAAUGGGUACGAGAGGGCCUCAGCCGGGUCUGGGUGUUCCUAGCUUUGGGGAGGACAGCGAGAGAGAGGUGGAGGUGGGAAUUAAAUGACAAGUCUGCCUUUCAGAACUCUUGUCACCCUCAACACUGAGUUUAGUUUAGGUUUUUGUUUUGUUUUGUUUUGAGACAGAGUCUCGCUCUGUCACCCAGGCUGGAGUGCAAUGGCGCCAUCUCGGCUCACUGCAACCUCUGCCUCCCAGGUUCAAGCAGUUCUCCCGCCUCAGCCUCCCGAGUGACUGGGACUACAGGUGCACACUGCCACACCUGGCUAUUUUUUUUUUUUUUUGGAUUUUAGUAGAGACGGGGUUUCACCGUGUUGUCCAGGCUGGUCGCGAACUCCUGAGCUCUGGGCAUUCCUCCUGCCUCAGCCUCCCAAAGUGCUGGGAUUGCAGACUUGAGCCACCUCACCCAGCCGUUUUUUUUUUCCUUCAGUCAGUUGAGACCGGGUAACUUAUAGCCAGGGAUAAUGUUCAAAGUCUUUAACAAGUGGUAUGGCUUGCUGAAUCAGAGUAGCUGGAGGUAAGAAUGACAUCCUGGAAUCCCUUCUUGUGCUAAAUGUUACCCAUUUAGUUGGUGGGUCUGGGUCUAGGAUAGCCAGGGAGGGGGAAACUUCAAGGGGUGGGGUGCCUCAGGGCAGUGGCUGCUGACCCACAGACCUGGAAGUAUUUGACUAUUUGAAUAACUGGUACAGGUUUACUGGUGUCUACACUGGCAGAGAAUCUGCUGUGCUUCCUCCCCUUCCCUUCGUGGCAAUCUAGCAGGUUGCUCCAGGCAGCUUCCCCAGCUCUUAUUCCAAGAAAACCUGCCCCUGGGGUGGCUGCAGGUCACAGCUUUGUUGUCCUGGGACAAAGGAGUGUCUGGUGAUUAGGCAGCCCCAGGGGUCCUAGCCAACUGGAAGAAGGGCUUCCUGAGGAAACACAGUCCUGGGCUAUUUUAUAUGUGUCAGGAGGAUGUAGACAGUUCAACAGCUCUAGCAAAUGCCUUAACUAAUAGUGGCUUAAUCAAGAUAGGUGAUUUUCUUUUGUAAAAAAUUUUACUGGGGUAAAAUAACAGAAUGUAAAAUUUACCAUCUUAACCUUUUUAAGGUGUACCAUUCAUUAAAUACAUUCACAACGUGUGCCACCA